This is a messenger RNA of Tigriopus californicus, 1059 nucleotides long. Its product is annotated as proteasome subunit beta type-5-like. The transcript is spliced from 4 exons. Gene Ontology annotation, cellular component: proteasome core complex. The record is from RefSeq and is a predicted model, not a curated record. NCBI's taxonomy places the organism in Eukaryota, Metazoa, Arthropoda, Copepoda, Harpacticoida, Harpacticidae. Bases 113 to 970 code for a protein of 285 amino acids. Gene Ontology annotation, molecular function: threonine-type endopeptidase activity.
UAGCGGCUUGAGUCGAGUUCCUCAACAUUUGUUUUCGCCUCGUCAUUGCAGGACGACUUCGUUGUUCAAUUCAUCUUCUUGAUAUCCCCCCUCUCAUCCAUCUUUCAACAUCAUGGCCAUGCAAGCAUUGCUAAAGAGGGACACGGGACUGGAUCUGGACUCCUCGAAGUUGAGCCAUCGAGCCCAGGCUUCGUACACGCCUCAUCUCUCCACCGAAAUGGAAACUAUGAUGCCCAACUUUGACAAUUCUUUCAAUUUGUCCAAUGGACCUUUUGACAACCCUGCGGAUCAAUUAGGCGAUCAUUUAAGCGACGAGCAUGGUAAACCCGUGAACAUGCACUUUGCCCAUGGCACCACGACCUUGGGCUUUAAGUACAAGAACGGAGUGAUUUUGGCUGUGGAUUCCAGAGCCACGGGUGGCAUGUUCAUCUACUCGGGCACGGUCAAGAAAAUCAUCGAGAUCAACCAAUUCCUGUUGGGCACCAUGGCCGGUGGGGCUGCGGAUUGUAUCUAUUGGGAGCGCGUGUUGUCCAAGCAAUGUCGUUUGUAUGAGUUGCGAAAUCGCGAGCGCAUUUCGGUCGCAGCUGCGUCCAAGCUUCUUUCGAACAUUGCAUAUAACUACAAGGGGAUGGGAUUGUCCAUGGGCGUGAUGAUUGCUGGAUUUGACAAGCGAGGCCCUGGACUCUAUUACGUGGAUAGCGAUGGCUCUCGAUCGGAUGGUGAAGUGUUCUCCGUGGGAUCGGGGUCCAUUUAUGCCUAUGGUGUUUUGGACAAGGGCUACAAGUACGACUUGGAAGAUGAAGAAGCCUACGAUCUGGGUCGACGUGCUAUAUAUCACGCCACCUUCAGGGAUGCAGCCUCGGGAGGCGUAGUUCAAGUGUAUCACAUGACUAAGGACGGAUUCAAGGUGAUUUCUCGCGAUGACUCCAAGGAUCUGCACUAUCGAUAUGCUGAGGGCAAGGCUGUAUGAUUCCAAGCUGUCCUCUUUGAUUGUUUCUUACCAUGUAAUACUAAGACACGAUAACAAAUAAAAGGUCUUAUGAAAAUUGUUGUGGACUA